Molecule: messenger RNA, 618 nt
Organism: Bactrocera latifrons
Lineage: Eukaryota; Metazoa; Arthropoda; Insecta; Diptera; Tephritidae
Product: general odorant-binding protein 56d-like
Exons: 2
Coding region: 73-489 (138 amino acids)
Biological process (GO): sensory perception of smell
Molecular function (GO): odorant binding
Source: RefSeq, a predicted model, not a curated record
GCCAACGCUCAAAGUGAGAACUAGAACCCGAUUUUCACACCAACUACCUAAAAUAAUACAAAAUCAACAAACAUGAAAUUCUUCGCUGUUGCUAUUUUACUGGCCGUCGUUGCCAUCUCUGCUGCGCAAGAGGGUGUCGGCAAGUUGACCGAGGAACAGAAACAAAAGGCACAUGCUGUGGGCACUGAUUGCUUGAAGGAAACCGGUGCUUCCGAAGAGGCGAUUCAUGCUCUCAUYAAAGGCGAUGACAGUCAAGUUGAUAGCAAAGUCAAAUGCUUCACCAWGUGCAUGCUAGAGAAAUUGGGCUUUAUAGAGAAUAGUAAGGUCAAUGAGGAAAAGGUACAAAACUUCUUGGGCAAAUUGAUCGGCGAGGAGAAAGCUAAGGCCACUCAAGAUAAGUGCAAUGGCUUAAAGGGUACCGACGAAUGUGACUUYGCCUACCAAAUUCGCCAAUGUUAUUCAUCUGGAUACAGCGGUUUCGCCUUUUAAAUACCCUAGAUUAUUAUUAAAAAAAAAAAUGUACCAAGCUUAAAAAACAUACUAAGAUUAAUACUCUUAACAAACUGUUAUAAGUUGCAAAUAAAAUCUGCACACUUUUCUUGUUUUUUAAAAGUUAAA